Ostertagia ostertagi is the source of this 1844-nucleotide messenger RNA. The record is from the annotation of a GenBank genome assembly. NCBI's taxonomy places the organism in Eukaryota, Metazoa, Nematoda, Chromadorea, Rhabditida, Trichostrongylidae.
AUGAACAAGUUCGAAAAGGACUUUAUGAUAUAUCCUGAGUAUACGGACACUGACGACGUGAAAGCCAUUCAAGGUUUCACCGAAGUUUUGAAGAAGACGCUAAGUUUGACAGUUGAUCAUGGUGAGCUGGAAAAACAGGGCUGCUUAACUGAUGCAGUCAAGGGAGCGCUGAACGACAGCGCAGUUUUCGCGGCACUAAUACCUUCGGAAUACGGCGGUCUCGGUCUGGGAUAUAAAGACCAAGUGAAGAUAUUUGAGGAUCUGAGUCUUGAUUGGAAUAUUUACGCAAAUGUAGUGGCCGUGAAUGCUCUGACAACUACGUUAUUAUUGUACGGAUCAGACAAGUUGAAGGAGAAAUAUUUUCCUCUCAUUAGCAGUGGGAAAUGCCGUCCUGUUGUCGCUUUUGUCGAUAAUUCAAGGUACGCUCUCUAUGAUCUGAAAGGUUGCAACUUCAUUGCGAAGAUUUCACGUAAUCUGGUGUGCAGUUUUAUGAGCAGAGUAUCUGUACCGCCUAUGAGGCACCGAGACAAUUCUUGUGAGGGUUACAGCGUGGCACCCACUCGUAUGGCGCAGUUCUAUUCCGAUUAUAGCUCAUCACGUGCUGAAGUGGUCGGUGGAUCGCGUACUCAGUCCUUGAUUAGGCUCGAAAACACGCGUUGUAUGGGGAUGCAUAAUGCUAAUUUAGCAGUUGUGUUUGCUACUUCGGUGCACCAUCAAUCCAAAGAGAAAUAUUAUUCCUGUUACUUAAUUGAUCGCUCUGAGCUCAAGGAUACCGACCAGUGGGAGUUCAAACGCGAUGAAACAACUGGAUUGAAAGCCUGUGAUAUUGGAUCAUUGACGAUUUCUGCUUCUCUGACUGAGGAACACCUAGUAGGUGAAAUCGGACAAGGAGUCGAGGUUAGGGAGGAAUUGGUUUCCAGUAACUGUUUACCUCUAGCUGCAGCUACUGUUGGAUAUAGUAAACGUCUUCUAAACGAUUUAGCAGCUUUCUGCAACAAAACUCCAAGUGCAAGAAAGGAGAAUGCUCUGUUGUCCGAUGAGCCUGGUUUACAGUAUAGCACCACCGAAUUUGCUCUUAAGGUCUACGUCCUCGAAUCUGCUUCCUAUUACCUCGCCGGACUCCUCGAUGAGCGAAUUCCAGUUGUGCUGGAUAUUGAGAAUGCUUUAAUUCAUAAAUUAACUCGUGACACUUUGCGGAGCAGUGUAUUUACAAGCGUGGAUCUGGCUGGCUUACGAGCGAUAGACCCUGCGUUCCAUUUCGAGAAAGAUAUUCGCGACGUGACUACAUUGUUGUCGUUGAGUCGUGAAGAAUCCACCGUUGAAAAUGUCGCGAUUGCUGCAUUGUCAUCGUGGGCUUCGGUUUCCCACAAAAGAAUCACAAAUGUUUUGAAACGAAUAUUUCGAAGUGAGAAGUUAGAAGAUGAACUGCACAAUCCGAAGUUAACGCACUUCAUAGCCGAACAUGCCCAUCCUUCUCUACAGAUGGCGUGCCAGGAUUUGGAAUUUUCUAUGUCUCGAGUAAACAACGUCAUAACCAAGAUGGUGGCCGAGAAAGGCAAAAAUGUUCAGCAUGAUUUCGCUACACUCGAUCGGCUGGUUACAGUUAUACAGAAUCACUUGGUGAUGGUUUCAGUCAUCUCAAGAGCCUCACGAUCUUAUUCUAUAGGUCUUAGAAAUAGCGAUGUUGAGAUUGCAUGGGCAACUUUCAUUUGCUCCAGGGCUUCUCGUGAGAACUGGUUUUUGAUGGAGGCUCUUAACGACUACUUUGGUCUCAUAAGACUAAAUCCAUCGUUGCUCAACGUAGGAAAGGCAAUAUUCGAUAUGGGAGGAUACCAAAUAGAAUC